AUGGGCUACUCUGGUCCUCUCACCAUCUCUGCACUUGAGGUUUGCUCAGUAUGCCAAGGUCUUACUGGCCAAGGCUUUGAAAAUUUCACCACGCAUCUCUCUAGCGAAUUACAUGCUUUCAUGGUGAGGCUGAUUCAACGAAAGGCAAAGUGCUUCAGCUUCCCUCCGCAUCCACACAUGUUUGCAGCACCAAGUACUCGUGAGGAAAAUGAACCAGAGGUAAGUUGUAACAUCUGAAAACGUUGAGAUUUCUCAUCUUUAGAAUUUCUGGGUUUUUCUUAAUGAUUUGUAAACCAGAGGCAAGUUAACAUGUUGGGUUUCUUAACUCUGUUUCAAAUGAUCAGUAAUGUGGCAGCGAUGUUUGUAUCUACAGUAAAAACAAAAAUGAUGAAGUAAAACAGUGAAGUUUGAAUGGUUGAUAGUGAUGUCGGCUUAUAGCUCUUUCUGCAAUAGUAAAACACUGAAAAUUUGUGGUUUGUGAAGAGUUUUAUGUUUCGUUGUUAAUCAUCGGAAACUGCAUCAAACCCACCAAGUUUUGAAACAAAUGAAGAAUUA
Thlaspi arvense is the source of this 555-nucleotide messenger RNA. NCBI's taxonomy places the organism in Eukaryota, Viridiplantae, Streptophyta, Magnoliopsida, Brassicales, Brassicaceae. The record is from the annotation of a GenBank genome assembly.